UAAUUUCUGGAACUAAAGGGAAGAUCGAUUAAUUUUCAUACACUGGUUUCUCCAUUAGAGAACCUCAAAUCUCUUGUUGUCGAAAAAGAUGAAAGAUAAGUUGAAGUUGGGAAGAAGAAAAUGGACGUCAACAAUUAGCUGCAAAGCCUCCAAAUUUAAGGUUAUAAACUUCUAAACAAAACAGUUAAUUCAAAAUAUCAUUUAUUAAUUUAAAUUAAAUUACCUGUGAGCUAAUGGAUAGAUAUGGAAACGUUUCUGCCCUUUUUAAUAAAAAAUUUCAGUUCAAAUCAUUCGCAGAUGUGCCCAGGAAAAUUUUCGAAGUCCCAAAAUGGGAUAUAUUACUUUUACAAGAGAAAAAAAUUCAUCUUAACAAUGUGAAGGCCCAAUUGGGGAAGUAUAAUCUUGAGGAAUGGUCUAAGCAUACAAGACAUAAUGAUCCAUCAAGUUUUGUCAUAAGAUAUCUGAAAGACAGAAUUGAACCAGAGUUAUUAACACAGGCUUGGUGCAAAUUUUAUGAAUGUUUAAACCAAUUUGAUGUAAUACCUUCAAUCAAAUCUACCGAACGUUUUGCCAGUUUACAUUUAUGUGAGGCACCAGGUGGUUUUAUAUCGGCACUGAAUCAUUUCAUUAAAUCAAAUCGGGAUUACUUAGAAUGGAAUUGGCUGGCUACAACACUUAAUCCUCAAUAUGAGGGCAAUAAACUCUCUGAAAUGAUUCCAGAUGAUAGGUUAUUGAGAUUCACUAAAAAACAAUGGCAUUUUGGUAUGGAUCAUACUGGAGAUAUAACAAAGUAUUACAAUUAUAUUGAUUUGAGGAGACAAAUAGAUGAAAAUAUAUUAUUAGUGACUGCAGAUGGAAGUAUAAAUUGUAUGUGUGAUCCUGGAAAUCAAGAGAGUUUAGUGGAAUACCUACAUUACUGUGAGACAAUGACUGCAUUAUCAGUUCUUGGUGAAGGUGGUACAUUUGUUAUAAAAUUGUUCACUAUGUUUGAACAUUCAACAAUCUGCCUCUUAUAUCUGUUGAAUAUAUCAUUCAAAAGUGUAAGUGCUUUCAAACCAUGUACUUCAAAAGGUGGUAAUUCAGAGGUGUAUAUUAUUUGUUUGGAUUUUAGAGGGUUUGAUUUAUUUAACGAUGUUUGGGAAGCUUUAAUUUCACCUUAUAAGAAAGGUUAUUUUAAUCAAGAAGUAUCAAUGUUUGAUCUGAGUGAAAUCCCUCAGGAAUUCCUCAAUGAAAUUAAUUUGUGUUCUGAAUACUUCAUGAACCUACAGAUUGAAACUAUAACAAAUAAUAUUGAUAAUUUUAGAAAGAGGAAUUCUUUGCAUCUUUCCCUUAUCCAUCAUACAAAAAUGCGUGUAGCAAAUAUGUAUAUAAAAAAGUACCGAUUAAGAAAAAUUGUACCAUCCCAUAAAUUAGCACCAUUUUCAAAUAUGUAUCCAUAUUCAAAAUGUUUAAAGUGUAGGAUUUUUUCAAAUCAUAAAAUUUUCAAGUCAGAAGAUAUUACAGUUGAAACUUUACUAUCCAUUAAAUUAGGAAAAAUGAUCAGUACUUUAGAACAUUCGAAUUUCUGUGAUUUGCAAAAGUCUGAUACUUUCAAGAUAUUUUACAAAAGAUGUCAAGAUCAUUUUAGUUUAUAUAACAGAAUCUAUAUGGAUCUAGGUAAUCAAUUUUCUAUAUUGAAUAGAAAUGACUUCAACUGUUCUUCCUACAGUGAGUUCCAACGAGAAUUUUUGGAUUUUUUUGCUUGUCAUGAUAUGAACAAGAAUCUUAUAAUUUUAAAUAUCCCCUUAGUCACAAAUUUUUUAGUUGGCUUUUUUUAUUUAUUGUGUUCAUACUAUCACGAAAUUUUUGUAUAUAAUUAUGGCAGCAUUGUCUUGAAAAAUGUUAAGUGUAAUAUGAAACACAGAUUUGAUGACAUAGUUCAUACUUUGAAAAGUUUUUACGAUAAUCCACAACAAAAUUUACCUUAUAAGGCAGACAUAUUGGAAAUUGUUAGUUCCGAUUUAAUAUUGUAUAAUGACUUUUAUCAUAUAGUACGCGAUUAUAAUGACUCAUUAAUAAAAUUUAAUUGAAAAA
Molecule: messenger RNA, 2073 nt
Organism: Coccinella septempunctata (seven-spotted ladybird)
Lineage: Eukaryota; Metazoa; Arthropoda; Insecta; Coleoptera; Coccinellidae
Gene: aft
Product: cap-specific mRNA (nucleoside-2'-O-)-methyltransferase 2
Exons: 2
Coding region: 234-2069 (611 amino acids)
Biological process (GO): 7-methylguanosine mRNA capping
Cellular component (GO): nucleus; cytoplasm
Molecular function (GO): methyltransferase cap1 activity
Source: RefSeq, a predicted model, not a curated record